Messenger RNA from Phoenix dactylifera (date palm), 1606 nucleotides. The record is from RefSeq and is a predicted model, not a curated record. Lineage: Eukaryota; Viridiplantae; Streptophyta; Magnoliopsida; Arecales; Arecaceae.
UUUCUUAUUUGUUUAUAUGUGUCUUUUGGAGUGCUUGCUAAUCUUGUUCUCUUCCUAUAGAGCUUGAUUGGUCACUUGGUCUUUGCUUUUCUUCUAUACAUUUAGUCUUUGGCUUCAUAGAAGAAGUUCUAUCAAAAGACCAACAGAUUGCAGGUCUUCUCGUUUGCUUUCAUUUGUCCAUCCUUACAUUUUAUUCUGAUUCCUUUGGAGUGUUUCUUCUUAUUGUUCUUGUCCUACAUAAUUUAAUUGGUCUGGUGAUCUCAUUCUUCUUCUAUAUGCUCCUUGGUUCUGAAAAGUUCUGAUUAAAAGACAACUGGAUUAAAGUUUGUGUGGGCUGGAGAUUGUUUGAAGGAAGCUGGCGAUGGAUGGAAAUUUCGGUCCGACCGAGCAAAUUCUUUGGCCGGUAUCGGUCUUCUCCGGCAUUAUCAUGUGCAAGAUCGUAUAUGAAAUUACAUGUCUGAUCAGCUUGAGGUACUUUAAGGCAUAUAACAAGCUAAGCAAAUUACAAAAAAUUGAGUGGAACAAUAGGGGUUUCUCCACAUUGCAUGCAGUGCUUGCUGCAGCAGUUUCUUUCUAUCUGGUAGUGAUAUCAGACCUUUUCAAGGAUGGUGCUUGUGAAGAGCUAAUGAUAAACAGAAAAUCAGUGCUAUCAGACACCAUGUUUGGAAUUUCUCUGGGUUAUUUUCUCUCAGACUUGGCAAUGAUUCUAUGGUUUUUCCCUUCUUUAGGUGGCAAGGAAUAUGUCUUGCAUCAUGGGCUCUCGAUGUAUGCAAUUUUUUUUUCUCUGAUACUCGGCAAAGCACAUAUUUACGUACUCAUGGUUUUAUUUUCUGAAGCUACAACUCCCUUUGUAAAUCUCAGAUGGUAUCUGGAUAAUGCUUGGCAGAAAAGUUCGAAACUGUAUAUUUACAAUGGCAUGGCCUUGUUCCUUGGAUGGCUGGUUGCAAGGAUCCUUCUCUUCAUCUAUUUCUUCACCCACAUAUAUCUUCAUUUUGAUCAGGUGAAGACAAUACUUCCUCUUGGGCGUUACAGUUUGGCGAUUGUUCCACCAGUGCUGGCAUUAAUGAAUGUAUUUUGGUUUUGGAAAAUAUUCAAAGGCAUGAUGAAGACUCUGUCCAAAAAGAGGCACACAAAAUGAUGGUAGUAUUGCCUCUCUCUCUCCUUUCGAAACUCCACUCAUCUCCCAUUUGGUAUUUGUUCUGUUGCAUUUGCUCAUUUUACUGGUGUGAUUCUCUCCACUUUGGGAAGCAAAGCCUCCAUGUACCAUAUAAAGCUAUCAACCUCAUCUCGGAAGUCUCAGGAAGGAUGCAGCAACAAAUGAUUUGAGGGAAGUUUUAGAAGACACAGAAAUUUGCACCACUUGCUGUAAAGUUGAUGAAUGGUGGAGGCAUUGAUUCGCUCGCCUUGGGAUUCGUCACCUGUUUGGCCUUUAUAUGUCAGAUAAACCUUAGAAAAUUCAGUCAUAGUGAAGCUGAUUGGAUGCUAACAAGAACGCAAUAAAAUCAUUUGAGGUCGCAAUUUAAAGAGGAACCCUUCUCCUAGUUCUCUUAUUGUAGGACAAAAUUAGCCUUCAAUUUAGAACUAUCAUGAGGGGUGCUUUUUUGAG